This is a messenger RNA of Leguminivora glycinivorella, 2275 nucleotides long. RefSeq lists its product as uncharacterized. The record is from RefSeq and is a predicted model, not a curated record. The coding region runs from base 119 to 1249 and encodes 376 amino acids. NCBI's taxonomy places the organism in Eukaryota, Metazoa, Arthropoda, Insecta, Lepidoptera, Tortricidae. The transcript is spliced from 2 exons.
AUCUUCGGACAGAUCUGUUCCUCAGUUUCAGACCAGAAACCUAUACAAUGACUCAGAUAAAGGUCCAUACAUCGUGCAUGUGGCUCGCGAGGCUUCGGAGGCGGACUCCGGUGCCUACAUGCAUCCGGUGAAAUUUGGCCAAUUUCUGUACACAAAUGGCAUAUCUAACCUGAAGGAUGGUGGAAUUAAAAAAAUUGGAAGAAAUAGGCUGAGUGUAGAAUUUUUAUCCGCUGCCGGGGCUAAUCAGUUUUUGUCGUGCUCAUUGGCCAGUAAUAAUUGCAAGAAAUUCAUUCCUUCAUACCACGUCACCAAAACGGGUAUUGCACGUAACAUCCCGACUGACUUAUCGAACGAGGACCUACCAAAUUUAAUUUCCACUCCUUUCGGUUGUGGUAAGGUUGUAAAGGCGAGACGAUUAAACUUUAAAAAAAGGAAUCCUUCCGACAAUUCCACUCAAUGGGCCCCAUCAGAAACUGUAGUUCUGACGUUUGACGGCCAAAUUCUCCCGGACAAAGUGUUUUUAUUCAGCUGUGCAUUGGACGUGGUUCAAUAUUAUUUCCCUACUGUGCAAUGUUUCAAGUGUUGUCGCUUCGGCCAUGUUCGGGCGCAAUGCCGGUCUCGUCCUCGUUGUUCCAAAUGUGCUCAGCCUCAUGAAGGCAGUACCUGUUCGGCUGUCCCAUCCUGCCUUAACUGCUUAGGUAAACAUUGUGCUACGGACAAGGUUUGUUCCGAAUUCAUCAGGCAACAACAGAUAAAAAGAAUAAUGGGAGAUGAAAGUUUAUCCUAUCAGGAGGCGGAUAGAAAGAUUCCUAAAGCUCGCAGACCGUACAAUGAAGCUGCUCAAACGAAGUCUUAUAAAAAAACUGUUUUAAUUCAAAAAAAAACUCCUGCCCUAUCUAACCCUCAUGGGUAUGAUGAGAAAUCUCACAGGGCCUUAGUAGCAGACUACAAUGCUCCUCAACCUGCUAAUGGGGUUAUGUUUAGGAAUGGUCCAUUUAGUAGCCAAUGUUCUUCUCCAGUUGCACCAGCGCCGACUGAACUGUUUUCUUUGGUCCAUAUUUUACCUAUGCUCUAUUCGGUGAUCUCGUCUCUUGUAUCUACUCUUCAGCAAAAUGCUAUCUCUCUACCGUCCAACGUUGCCAGUAGUUUAAAGGAUUUAUCUCCCUUCCUUUCCAGUGGCCCUGUCUGUGGGCCUUAUGAAAAUGGCGGUCAAUUUUAUCCAGUGGAACAUCAGGAGCAUCAGUCGUAACAAGACUGAUCUUCUGUAUGUCAUUCGGAAAUACAAUCCUGUCUGUUUAGCUAUUUCUGAAACCUGGUUAAAACCUGAUUCUCAUUUUAACUGUCCAAAUUAUGUAUGUCUAAGACAGGAUAAUCCAAAAGGUCACGAUGGCUGUGCCCUUUUGAUUCGGAAAGAUAUUGACUUCUCCCUCUUUAACAUCCCAUCUCACCCUUCUCUUUAUAUCGUUGCAUGUAAAAUUUUCAACUUUACAGUAAUAUCUGUAUAUAUUCCUCACCCCUCUGCUACUAUUAUUAAUGACUUUUGGUCUCUCUUGGAUAAUGUCCCUGGUCCUUAUCUUAUGUUAGGUGAUUUCAAUUGCCACCACUCUCUUUGGGGUUCUCAUCUCACCAAUGCAUCAGGUCGAAAAAUGCUCCAGUUUAUGGACUCGUUUAAUUUGUGUGUUCUAAACGAUGGUCGUCCUACUCGACGCACCGCUCCGUCUCAGAAUCCCUCAGCAGUUGACAUCUCUAUUUGUUCACCUUCCCUGUCUUCUCUUCUUUCCUGGGAUGUUCUGCCUUUUAGUUUUGGGAGUGACCACUUUCCUUUGCUUAUUACUUAUUCUUCUAGCUUCCAACCUCCUUCGGCUCCCCCUCCUCUUCAAAAGUUUAAGUUAGCCAUGGCUGACUGGCCCCUUUUCUCUAUUCUUACAGAAAAUAAAAUGAAGUCUUUGCCGCCUGUCUCUCGAUCCAACUGUCUACAUUGCUAUAACCUUUUUUGCCAGGUUUUAUUGGAUUCAGCUGAAGUGGCCAUACCCCUCAAGAAUGUUUCUUCUAAUCGUCGCCCUUCUCCUCCCUGGUGGGAUUCCGAGUGUACCUCUCUGGUUAAGGAUAGAAAAUCUGCAGAAAGGGCUUUCUCGUCUGAGAUGACCAUGGAAAAUUAUCUGAACUUAAAAAGGGUGCAAGCCAAAACUAAAAAAAUACUGCUUUCGAAAAAAAGAGAUGGUUGGACAAAGUUCUGCGAAUCUUUAUCUCCAGCCACUCAUCCUUCAGUUGUAUG